AUGUUCCAGGGUCAAACGUCGCUUGGUGGGGAGCGGCUGGUUUCAACAACGACCACAACCCCUCCCACGAAACCGGCAGCAUUGAGUGCGGCUAAACAAGCGUUGGAAAAGGAAACAGCAGCACUGCACAUUCCAAUUUGUGGGAUCCUAGCCGGAGGUGAUCGCUGCAGUCUGCACCAGGUCUUUGCUGUGAUGACAUCCAAUCACUGCCCGAUGGUUGUUAUUAGAUGUCUACGUGAUGAUGGUGCAGGCUCGCCAAACGAUAUGCGCACGGGGAAACGGUCGCACCGUCGACUUCUGUCGUGGGAGUGUCGGUGGCGGGGCUACGAUCACCUAGCAGUGAACCCCCACUACCAAUGUGCAAGCGUGGAACGAUUUGUGCUGGCAAUAUCGCAAGCGCUGUCCCGUGUUCGUCAGUCGCACACGUACAUUGAUUUUUAG
Molecule: messenger RNA, 441 nt
Organism: Mesocestoides corti
Lineage: Eukaryota; Metazoa; Platyhelminthes; Cestoda; Cyclophyllidea; Mesocestoididae
Source: the annotation of a GenBank genome assembly